AUAUCAGGGCUUUUAUCUUGCAGAGCUAUAAACCCUAAAUAAAACAUACACACCCCCGAUAAAUAUAAAGAGAAUCUCUAUUAGGGUUUGCUUUUUCAAUAAAAAAGGAUGUCGAAUUUGGAUAUGUCACUCGAUGAUAUGAUAAAACAAAACAAGAAAUCAAGAGCAAGUAAUUCCGAUAACCAAUCAAGAUCCAGAUCUCGUAAUUCGGGUCCUGGCCCUUCUCGCCGCUUACCCAAUCGAGCCUCCAAUCGAUCAACACCAUAUGGUGCUCAAAAGCAGGUUGAAGCACCGGAUACAACAUGGGGGCACGACAUGUAUGAAGGUCAUGGUGCAGCACACCCUGCAAGAUCAAACAGGGGGUCUUUUGGAAUCGAGACAGGCACAAAGCUUCUUAUAACUAACUUGGAUUAUGGUGUUUCCAAUGAGGAUAUCAAGGAGCUAUUUGCAGAGGUUGGUGACAUGAAACGGGCAAUGGUACAUUACGAUAGGAGUGGCAGAUCAAAGGGAACGGCAGAAGUAGUGUUUUCACGACGCAGGGAUGCGGAGAUGGCUAUCAAGAAGUAUGAUCAUGUUCAAUUAGAUGGAAAGCCCAUGAAGCUUGAGUUAGUAGGAACAAAUAUGGGAAACAAUGGUGGUGGUGCUGUACCAAAUGCUGCCGGUAUGAUGUACGGGAACCAAAGUGUUGCACCCAGAAGAGGUGGUGUUAUGGGGAGACUUAGAGGUGGUGCUCGAACAAUGAGGCCACAGGGAGGAGGCGGUGGUGGUGGUGGUAGGGGCAGGGGAAGGGGCCGCGGGGGGGAACGUGGUGAGAAGGUGUCUGCUAAAGAUCUUGACGCAGAUUUGGAGAAGUAUCAUGCCGGAGCUAUGCAAACAGAUUAAGAAGAACCUCGAUACAUUGGUGAGAUGGGGGUCUGGUGUUUCCAAGUGAUGGAUGGAGAACUGUUUGUAUUUCUGGGGGUUUUUUCUUUCCUUUUUUGCUUACAGAACCAUAUGUGAAAACAGAUGCGUUUUUAUUUGUCUUCCGCAUUAGGACAAUGUUCAUGAGAAUGUAAUGUUUGAUAUGCUGAAUGUUUUAUUUAUUAGAAUGAUUACUUCUUAUUAUUGGAA
Molecule: messenger RNA, 1110 nt
Organism: Erigeron canadensis
Lineage: Eukaryota; Viridiplantae; Streptophyta; Magnoliopsida; Asterales; Asteraceae
Product: THO complex subunit 4A-like
Exons: 5
Coding region: 109-882 (257 amino acids)
Biological process (GO): mRNA export from nucleus
Cellular component (GO): nucleus
Molecular function (GO): mRNA binding
Source: RefSeq, a predicted model, not a curated record